AUGGUUCAUCGGCAGCGGACCGCGGUCGAAGCGUGGGUGCAUCAGCUGCAGCUUGAAGGCAGCAACACCGACGGCGGCAUGUCGCCGCCCGCGGCUCGCGCUGACAAGCGAUUCGACGUCUCGGCCACCGAUUCGGCAUCGGUAAUGGUACCUCCCACCGUUGCCGACGCGGGACUCCGAGAAAACCCUAAAAAUGUCGCGGAAUCAGCACAAGGUUACGAGUCGCCCGCGGCCCGUCCCGCCGCUCAAGAGCUUCCAGAGCUGCUCGAGCGUUCCGCCGAGGCUGCGCGCUUCGCGCAACUGCAGAUUCUCUCCGCCGCGGAAGGAAGGAGCUUCUCCGCGGCGGGCAGAGCCCUCGAAAGCGGAAACUCUCCUCGGGCUUCGCAGGGCUUGCAACUUGCGAGUUCUCCCGCCGUUCCCGCGUCGCCAGGAGGGACCAUGUCGUUUCGCGACGCGCCCUUCCCUGUCGACAAUGCCAUCGCUGCGAUGUCGCACAAUGUCGCAGUUACCAGCCCAAGCUGUCGCACGGUGCCGCUUGUCUCGUCGCCAAAGUCGCCGCCGGGUUCUGCUGCUGUCGUUCCCCUUUCAAUCCCGAAUCGCCGGAUCGGCCAGAAUUUCCGUCAGCCCUCGCGUUUCCACCGGCAACCAGCAGCUCUCGCCACCACAAAAGAUUUCAAAAUGCGCGACACUGAAGGACUUACUAGAGACGCUACCUGCAUCCCUACAAUGGAGGUAGACGGGGAUAAUCUCAAUGCAGAGAUGUUCGGAAUGAUUUCCGCGGGAAAUGCAACCGCCGGCUUUGGCUCGAACACUCUUAACGAAUCAUUUUCUACCGGAUCGCAUUAUCAUGGUCGUCUCAGUCAUGAUACUGGAAGCCACGUGGGCGGCAAUGCGAGAUUCUUGGUGGGUGGCGCCUCAUCAUCACAGGUUCCGGAAAUGACGGAAUGGGCCCAUUCAAGAUCCGGGGACCGUGACGAAACCCAUCUGGAAGAGUUUCUUCGGGGUAUGAUGGGUCGGAGUUCAAAUCCCCAUGCCGGCACAAAUUCAGACGAUAAUGCUUUUGUUCCUGCUCGUCCGGACUUCACCAUUUCGGGAGCGCCGGAGCAAGGGCCACGCCACAUAAGCGGGCUGCAAGAGAAAAUCAGCUUGAAUCCUGAAACGCCGCUGCCCAGUCGCGGAGGCUCGGACUCGAACACAACACGGCUUGUUACCGAGCCUGCAUUGCCAGACAUGAACCCAGCCGCCCAGGAGAGGGGUCCAAGAGGGCACGGCAUCGGCUUAUUAAACGUACCCAGUAGUACAUCGUUAGUCAUUGCCGGAUCGCCACGCGUUGCUGGACCGCCAACUGCCGUCUCUGAUUCACCAAAUCUAUCUGGAUCGCCUUUGGCUGGAUCCGCUGGCCUGUCAAGCUCCAUGCAGAGGCUCUCAGGCGAAAUGGCCUUGGCUGCGAGGAGUGCAGACAGCAGGCGGACCAUGUCACUUCCUGGUGAAAAUUACAUUCCUGCAACUACAAUGCUUGAUCGGGAAGAAGAUGCACUGGUGCAGGAGCUUCUGAGAUCGAACUCCAGAGGAGACCUCACAGGCAUGGGCAUGCUGGUCGAUGGAGGUGGUUUGGAUGGGGGCGGGUCUGCUGCAGCAGUUGGUGUUGCAGCAUCUGUGGGUGGAUCCAGUGAUGGUGGGGAUCCUGCACCGGGCGUAUCCAAUUCCAGUGCCGAUUUGGCAGGCGGGACACAAGCACAGCAAACAGGUCUCGCACGCCAGCUACCAGAUAGCCUUGCGACGGGGGAUUGGCGACCAAGGACCCGGACACGCUUUGAUGCGGAAGCUAAGGAGAGAGGGGCCAUAAAACCGAGAAGCAUGCGCGAGAGGAGGAGACGAGAUAAGAUCAGUGAGGGAUUGCAACAGUUGCGACGGACUCUACCAGCAGGAGCAGUGGGGCCACAAGUAGACACUGCUGCGAUGAUUGAGGUGGCCAUUUCCCAUAUCACACACCUUCAGUCUCAGAUAAACAGUCUGGAGAGUGCGCUUCUGGUCCAGAGCCUGAUGGAGCAAAGGGCUAAUCAAUCGCAGAAGUGA
Molecule: messenger RNA, 2076 nt
Organism: Closterium sp. Yama58-4
Lineage: Eukaryota; Viridiplantae; Streptophyta; Zygnematophyceae; Desmidiales; Closteriaceae
Source: the annotation of a GenBank genome assembly